UACUCGGGUUACCCCCAGGUUACCUGGGUUACCCCCACUGGUUAUCUCUGUUUUCGAUUACCCCAGAGCCUUCGUGGCGUCGUAGGGAAUCGUGAGCCUGGGGAAAAGGAUUGUUGAAUGGAUUGUUGCAAUAUUUUCAAGUUCGAAGAUAUCGAAAAUAAACCUUUUUUAUGACACUUUGAAUGUUCUCCCAGCUUUUUGUGCUAACUGCAAGAGGAGAUGCACUCAUCUUUCGAGAUUAUCGAGGUGAUCUUGAGCAGAAAUGCACAGAGAUUUUCUACAACAACAUAAAGACAUCAAGAGGCAACCAAGCACCUUGUUUUAAUAUCAAUGGUGUGAACUACAUAUUCGUCCAUACAGCUGACCUGUAUUUUGUCUUAACAACAAAAAAGAACGUGUCACCAAAUUGUGGUCUGGAAUUCCUGCAGAGGUUCACCUCUAUAUGCAAAGACUACUGUGGUGUGUUAAAUGAAAAUUCAAUACAACAGAAUUUUGUUUUGAUUUAUGAAAUAUUGGAUGAAGUUCUGAAUUUUGGUUACAUCCAAGAGACAUAUUCCCAAGCUAUAAAACCAUACGUCCUAAAUCAGCCUACAAUUGUAGAACCUUAUGAUAAACCAAGUCAAUUUCCUGGAAGAGCUGUGUUUGGCUUGGAGAAGCUCCGUGUUGGUAGUGAUGCUGCAAAUAGGCCUGUUGGACACAGUGAUAGGUUUUCGACACCAAAGAAAGGUGAAAUAUUCUCAGACAUAUUGGAACAUCUGUUAGUUCAAGUUGAUUCAGAGGGCAAUGUACAGUGUUCAGAACUCAUUGGCAGUAUUACUUUACGUAGUUUUCUUCCUGAAGGAUGUGUUCUUACUAUGGCGCUAAGUGAUGAACUUUGUAAACUACAUGUUGUCAAUAGUUUUGGGCUGCAACUCGAGGAUUACAAUCUUCAUCCUUCUGUAAACAGCGAGGAGUUUGAGUCAAGCGGAAAGCUCUCUGUUAUGCCUUUGGUUGGUGAGUUUGCCAUGAUGAAUUAUCGCAUGUCUGGAACAAUUCUGGAAAGAAACCUUCCUUUCACCGUUGAAAUGAUGUUCGAAGAUUCCUGUUCCUCAAAAUCCAUAGAUGUUUCCUUGAGAAUAAACUGCAAUAUACCCACGGACAAAUAUGCGGAUAAAGUUCUCGUGCAAUUCAACGUCCCAAAAGACACCAGGAGUGUGUCUUGUUCUGGGCAGACUGUAGAGUUUGUCGAAGAUAAAAACUUGGUAACUUGGCAUAUUGCACAGUUCCAAGGUGGAACAACAAUAAGAGCGUUGUUUAAGUUAAAUGGAUCAUUUGAUGAAGAUUUUCAAAGUCGACGCGAGUUAGAUGCAAUCAACAUUCGAUUUGAAAUUCCUCUCUUUCUCUGCUCUGGAGCGAGAGUGAAAUCUUUGAGGAUCUCUGGUGGCGCGGCAAAAAUUGAACACACCACGAAGUGGGCCAGGCAAAUUACGUACAGUGAUUCGUACGUUAUACGAGUGUGAUAAGUUAUGGCAACCCCGAGAAAUCAAGAAAAUAAAUAUGGAUGGUAGUAGCAUCGUGUGUAAAUUCUAUUCCUCCAACGCGUGUGUCUGGCUCUGCGAUGUAGAAUGACCGUCAGAGAAUGACCGUCAAAGUCAUCAACAGCGCCAUUUUUAAAAAGAUAACACAUUAUAAAGAAAAUGUGGUCAAUAUGGACAACUUCAUUACCGACCGAAAAGUAGGAAUAGCCGGAAAAUAUAUAUACAUUUAGUAUGCAAUGUUUUUUUGCUCAAAAUGAGCGUUUUAGCAUUUCUCUGUCACAAAUGCAACGACUGUAAUAAAAUUCAGUUUGUUAACAUCGAUGUUUUGAGAAAAAAAAUAGA
This is a messenger RNA of Dendronephthya gigantea, 1859 nucleotides long. Its product is annotated as AP-4 complex subunit mu-like. Gene Ontology annotation, biological process: Golgi to lysosome transport; protein targeting. NCBI's taxonomy places the organism in Eukaryota, Metazoa, Cnidaria, Anthozoa, Malacalcyonacea, Nephtheidae. Bases 183 to 1499 code for a protein of 438 amino acids. The record is from RefSeq and is a predicted model, not a curated record. Gene Ontology annotation, cellular component: cytoplasmic vesicle; clathrin adaptor complex; trans-Golgi network. The transcript is spliced from 16 exons.